GUACGUGUCUCAAUGGCCAGAUGAAAUAAGAAGUCGACUUUCUUUGAGCUUUCGGAAAAUUUUCGUGCCGGACACUUGGUAUUGGAUCGACCUUUACGAGAUGUGUGACACAGAGAAAUUGUUCCUGCCUUGGGCGUUGCCAGAGUUUGAUUCAGUGGUUUAUUUGGAUACUGAUCACGUCUUCAUGAGACCUCCAGAGCAUUUGACACAACUUUUCAAAAACUUCGAUGAUAAACAAGCCAUUGGCGUGGCGCCUGUUGACGGCUACUACCUGCAAUUCACUAUAGAGAUCCCAUAUUACGGAGAGCAAGGCUUGAGCGCGGCGCUGCUGUUGAGCAACUUAACGCGAUGGCGUAAUCUUCCAUUUCCCUGGAUGCUCAUGGUCAAGAGAGUGACUGAACAUUUCAAGGACAAAAUAGUAGUGGGAGACCAAGAUAUUUUCAACAUUAUUUUCAGUGAGUUUCCAGAAUACAUCUAUGAUCUCAGUUGUGACUGGGCAAGUAUAACUGAACAGUGCCUGACAACGAACUGGCGCUGCAGCUCCAUAGAGCAAACGGGCUUCUCUUUGGUGCAUGGAGCGAGGUCAAGGUUUUUUCGCCGUCAGCUCUGGUCAACCCAACCGAUUGACCGCCUAUUGAUCCCAAUGCAAGAAAUAUUCCUUGCGUGGGAAAGACACGUCAUCACUGACCCCGUAUCGGUGUUACUGCAGAAUUUGACCAAGACUCUGCACACUCGGGAGGACGAAUUGCGGCAAAUGAGAGGCAGCGAGGAAACACACCAGUUUUGCGUAUAUGGUUUUGAAAAGCUUCUGAAGCAACUAACCAACUUUGUAGAAAGCCAAAAACAAUGA
Messenger RNA from Hyalella azteca, 850 nucleotides. RefSeq names its product glucoside xylosyltransferase 2-like. The coding region runs from base 101 to 850 and encodes 249 amino acids. Lineage: Eukaryota; Metazoa; Arthropoda; Malacostraca; Amphipoda; Hyalellidae. The transcript is spliced from 4 exons. Gene Ontology annotation, molecular function: UDP-xylosyltransferase activity. Gene Ontology annotation, biological process: protein O-linked glycosylation via N-acetylgalactosamine. The record is from RefSeq and is a predicted model, not a curated record.